Diversispora eburnea is the source of this 4041-nucleotide messenger RNA. The record is from the annotation of a GenBank genome assembly. Lineage: Eukaryota; Fungi; Glomeromycota; Glomeromycetes; Diversisporales; Diversisporaceae.
AUGAAAGUUUAUCGUGCUGAAACGGGAAAGCAAAUUAUAAUCCAUACAGCUAUUAAUAGCUUGGAUAGUUUAAAAUAUGAACUUGAAAGAGCGACUGGCGUCUUAGCUACCUCUCAAAUUUUAAUGACAGGUUCCGGAUUACAACUCAAAGCCGAAAUGAUUAACGAUAUGCUUCGAACUUCGAACAAUGACAAGCAAAAAAUAUAUCUCUUUAAUAGAGAUAUUCUUGAUUCCAGAAAUCCGAAUAACGCAAGGGACAUAAAUUCUCUAAUCGAAGGUAUCACACUGGAACCACCUAUAACUGCAUCUCCUGAGUUAUCAUCUUUAAAAGUUCAUUUAAACACUUCCGAUGCACUUGGUGCUAUCAAUUUUUUCCAAAUGAAUCACUCCCAAGGACAGUCAAUAUUGACAACGGCAAAAUAUCAUUCUGAAAUAUGCGAACGAUUAUUUCAAGAACAAAAGAAUCAGCUAAUGGCAAUCGUAGUCGCCUUGACGAACCUUAGCGCUCAUUUGGUUGAGGCUCAUGAAGCAUUUUAUAAAUUUGCAGAGAAAGAAAUAUCAUCACAGGAAAUAUCAUUACAAAGUUUUCCUACGUGUUUAGAAACACUCCGACAUAUCAAAAUACAUCCCGAAAUUUUAAAUUCUUCGGGAGUUGUUUCAAAUAAAGAUUCACAUUCAUUAGCCGACUACGUGUCUCAAGAACAACAACUUUUAACAUUAGCUCGUAAGGGAUUAGAAGAGUAUGAACAACUUUCCAAGAGAGUAAUUGAGUUAAGCGACACGAUUCGAUCCAUCAAAUUGGAUACUGAAGAAUUAAUAAAGAAGAGAUUUGAUAACGAAAUGGAAAAUUCAAUGAAUAACAAUCGAACAUAUUGCGAUAAGAUUCAACAAAUAAGUGAGAAACUGGAAAGAGAUAUUACACGAGUUCAAACAAAGAUGACUGAAGCACUGCAUUCAAAAGUUGUUUCAAAAACGAAAAUUUUUGAAGCGAUUGAAAAUCUUGCCAGUUAUCAGUUAAAAGAUUACCUUCCCGAAAUUCAAAAAUAUGAUGAGUAUAUACGUGAAAGAAUCAGAUAUUUUAUGAAAUGCAAGAGUAACAUGACAAAAAAUUUAAUAAGUAAUCUUCAAGAAAUCUCGCGUCUUGAAUCUGCGAUUUCUGGUAUACCGAACAUAAUGAGCCUACUUGAUUCUGAAAUUCGAUCUAAAGGACAGAAAUAUUUAUCUUUACAUCAAGUUCAUCAAAUGCCUAUUGCUUAUGCUAUCACACUCGUUGAGAUCGUGAGAAGAAAGGAAUUCAUUAAACUUUUGUUAUCAAAAUCUCAACAAUUUGCAGAGGUAAUGUCUGAAGUCCGUAAUUUUGAGCAAAGACGACGUGAUAACUAUCGUUUGGAAAUUAAAAAAUAUGUUCCAAUAGAUAUUCCAGCUUUGGAUGAUAGUCCACCUAUUUGCGAAGUAACUACUGUGAACAGUGACAAUCGUUUACCAUCCUUUUCUAAAGAUGACAUACAAUCAUUUUUGAAUAUGAUAAUUCAAAUACGUCCAUUAGUGAUGUCACAGGCAUCUUUUCUUCGGUCGUCAAACAUUCUUUCAACAAAAACACGACAACAACUUCCACCCAUUGAUCCAUUAUCCACGUUACAAUCUAAAUUAAUCCAAUUACUUGGACAAAUUGAUUCUAUGAAUGUAGAAUUUGAGAAUAAUAUACACGAGAGUUACGCGAUGGAUAGAAACUUUAAAGAAGAUAUGAAUCCGUCAAGUAACUCGAAAAAACCAUCAUUUUUGCGACUUUUAUCUAAGUCAUCAAUUCCUGAUGAAAGUAAAACAAAAUUAGCAUCAAAUACUGAAAUUAUGUACAUCGAAAAAACAAAAGAAUUAGAAAAAGCGAAUGAAAAAUUACUUGCUUAUGAAUCUCGCAUUAAAAGUCUCGAAAAUUUACUUGAAACAAAUUUUAAGGCUUCAAAAGCUUCUGAACUUUCGAAUCCUGACUUGAUAGUGCAUGAAUCAUCACAAGCUUUCGAAAAAGGAAAAUUUGAAAAUAUUUCUAUAAAUUUUAUUAAAGAACAGGAAAAUUUAAAAUCCGAAUGGGAAUCUAAACACUCGGCGUUAGUAACCCAAAUGAAGGUGUUGGAAAAUGAGCUUGAAGCACGAAAGAAAGAAUUGGAAACUACCAACACUGAGUUAGACUCAAAGAAAAAUGAAUUAGACGUUACCAUUGCUAAAUUAGACACACAAAAUAAAAAAUUAGAGGCUAAAAAUGCCGAACUAGACGUACGUAACCAAGAAUGGGAGGCUACAAAUGCUGAGUUAAUUGCUCGAAUUAAAGAAUUGGAGGCUUAUAAUACCGGAAUAGGCGAUCAAAAGAAAGAAAUUGAAACUUCAAAUGCUAACUUAAACGUACGAAACCAAGAAUUAGAGUCUUUAAAUAAAGAAUUAACUACACGAAUUAAAAAUCUAGAAUCUUCAAAUGCCGAGUUAACUGCUCGAACUAAAGAAUUAGAGGCCUCUAACACCAAAAUAGAUGAUCAGAAAAAAGAAUUAGAGACCUCGAAUACUAAAAUAGAUGAUCAGAAGAAAGAAUUGGAGGCUUCAAAUUACAAGUUAGCUUCACAAAUUAAAGAAUUAGAAGCUUCUAAUGUCAAGCUAACUUCACAAAUUAAGGAAUCGGAAGCUGUCAAUGCCCAGUUAGCUGCACAAAAGAAGGUGUUUGCGGAUUCAACUGUUGAAUUAGAUGCGCAAAUGAAGAAAUUAAAUGCUUCCAAUGCUGAAUUAGCAGCCCAAAUGAAGAAAAUAAAGGCCUCUAAUUCUGAGUUAGCAGCCUACAAGAAGGAUUUGAAGGUUUCCAAUGCAGAGUUGGAUUCUAAAAUUAAAAAAGUCGAAGAUUUGAAUGCUGGGUUGAUGGCUGACAAAGAAAAAUUGGAGGCGAAAUGUUCCGAGAUAACAAUGAAAAAAAAUGAAUUGGAAAAUCAAUUGAUGCAGGACAUUAAAGGAUGGAAAGAUCAAUUUGGAAGGAUGUUCACUGCACACGAAGAAUCACAACGUGAUCUUGAUAGGUUACGUGAAAAAAUCAAAAAUUUAGAACAAGAACGAAACGAAUUCACUCGUAUCCUUAGUAAGGAGCUUUGGAAUUACUUCCAUAAUACCAGAACUCUAAUGAGGGAUCUAGAAUUACCGAUGCCUGUUACAUCCGACCGACAAAAUUUCAUUUCUUUGACACCAAUAGAUGAUGACCAAACGAAAGCAACAGAAUCAAAUUUGUCAGACAGUUAUCAUGUUGAUGACUUAGAUAAAUUUUUCGCAUCUGAUUUUGCAGAUGAACAAAUUUGGCCAAAAGAUCGAUACGAAACUUUGGUCACUCUCACAUCUAAAGUUAAUCUUGCUAAAAUCAAUGGUAUGAUUAGGAAAAUGCCCGCUGAUGCGAAAGCACUAGCUGCAAAAGAAAAAAAAUCGAAAAAACAAUAUAAGGAAAAAUACGAGAAAAUCAGUCAAGACUCGAAAGAAAAACUUACCUUUAAGAAUUUCAAAGUCGGGGACCUCGCUCUUUUCUUACCUACACGUUUUAAUAAUAACUGGUCCGCAUUUAAUGUCAAGAAUCACUUCUUACGAGUUACAGAUAAAAUCUCGGAACGAUUAAAUAGAGAUCACAUAGUUGCCCAAAUCACUGAGAUCACAGAAUAUAUAGCCAAUAAUGAAAAUCCAUUCGGUUUAACUAAUGGAAUAAAAUACUAUUUAUUAGACGUGGAGAUUGCAAGUCAAGGUCACAGUAUUCGCCGUCAUUCACGUUCAGGCUCUCAGCCCUAUUCACCUAGAUCAGAAAUUUCAAAUAUCGACAUUCGUUCCUCAACAUCAAAACUAAAUUACAGUUACGAAGGCCCUUCAACAACAAAACAAACAAAUAAUUAUGGAAGUUCUUCAAAACUUAAUAACGAUCACAUACCAAUUAGUUCGUCCCCAAGUCACGAACAAGUAUGUUCAAAUUCUGAACAAAAUCCCAACAGCCCAACAAUGAAAGUGAGUUGGGCUUCAUACUUAAUGAUGGCCUAA